AUGAUGGAAUUUGUCAAUCAUUUCUUCACAACGGGUAAACUUAAACUCGGGGUCAAUAACUCCUUCAUUACUCUGAUUCCUAAAGUCAGAAAUCCUGUGAAAAUGAAAGAUUACCACCCCAUCAGCCUUGUCGACAGGCUUUACAAAAUUGUGGCUAAAAUCUUUGUUAAUCGAAUUAAGGUAGUUAUUGGUGAUGUGGUAGGAAACAACCAGUUCGCCUUUGUUAAGGGGAGGCAAUUGAUAGAUGCGGUUCUUGUUGCUAAUGAACUCAUUGAUCUGAUCAAGAAGGAAAAGACUGAAGGGUUGAUUUUGAAAGUGGAUUUUGAGAAGGCUUAUGACUACAUCAAUUGGGGUUUCCUCGAUUUUAUUAUGGCUAAGAUGGGCUUCCACGAAAAAUGGCGAGGUUGGAUCCAUGAGUGCAUAUCCACAGUCCAUAUGUCAAUACUUGUGAAUGGAUCUCCCUCGAAGAACUUUCGCAUGCGACGAAGGCCUUCGCCCAGGGUGCUUAGAGUUUUCCAGUCGAUGUCUGCGCUUAAGAUCAAUUUUGCUAAGAGCAGCCUAACUGGAAUUGAUAUGGAGCUAGAGGUUAUGGAAGAGUGGGCUAACCUGGUCGGAUGUGGAAGAGAUUCACUGCCUACAUCUUAUUUAGGGCUUCCUUUAGGUGUUAAUCACAGAUCACAACAGUUAUGGAGGCCGGUUAUCCAAAAAGUUCAGAACCGACUAGUUGGAUGGCAAUCAAAGUUGCUAUCCAUGGGAGGAAAGAUCACGCUCAUGAGGUACAACCUUUCUUCGACUUGGCGUUUGGAGAUGGUGAGAAUAUCCGAUUUUGGUUGGAUCAUUGGACUGAAAAUGGUUGUUGAAAAGAGAUGUUUCCAAGAAUUUACGCCCUGGCGGAAAACAAAUGCAAAGUUGUCAAAGAGUUCGGGCAAUGGGAAAACGGGAGUUGGGAGUGGAAUGUUAAGCUCAGGAGGAAUAUUUUCGAAUGGGAACAAGAGCAGUACAACUCUUUCAACAAGAUAA
This is a messenger RNA of Theobroma cacao (cacao), 1020 nucleotides long. RefSeq lists its product as uncharacterized. Lineage: Eukaryota; Viridiplantae; Streptophyta; Magnoliopsida; Malvales; Malvaceae. The record is from RefSeq and is a predicted model, not a curated record.